GGCACUUCGAGAACAUCCUCAAGCCGCACGAGCACCGUGAACGCAUACUGAUCCUCUCGCAUCCCAACGAGGCCGGACCCAUCCUCCAGUCCCGCUUCGUGAGUCUCGGCCUCCUGAUCUCCAUCUGCGGUCGUCAGCCAAGGACCAGAGCCCCCAUAAACAGAGCCAGGAAGUAGGCUCUUCGAGUUGCAGGCGACACAUUUGGAUACGUUGUUCCUUCCCGAUUUGCUGGCCCUUGCCGAGUGUCCAGGAUGUGCAAUUCGUGCUGCAACAAGUGCCAAUUCAAUCCGUUCUACAUCGGACCCUAUCCCCAGUGCGCAUGCGGGCCGUGCCCCUACGGGUGCUACUCGGGCUACACGCCGUGCGGCUGGCGCCACUGCUGCUGAGGGGCCAGCACGUUGUGAACACUCAGCAAACGUCAGGAGGCGGGAAGAGAAGGCUAACUAUCCAAAUUUGUUUUCUGUGCCAAUAAAAAAGUAAUCCCACACCCAAA
Messenger RNA from Drosophila persimilis, 493 nucleotides. RefSeq lists its product as uncharacterized. The coding region runs from base 252 to 386 and encodes 44 amino acids. NCBI's taxonomy places the organism in Eukaryota, Metazoa, Arthropoda, Insecta, Diptera, Drosophilidae. The record is from RefSeq and is a predicted model, not a curated record. The transcript has 3 exons.